Symbiodinium pilosum is the source of this 1425-nucleotide messenger RNA. NCBI's taxonomy places the organism in Eukaryota, Dinophyceae, Suessiales, Symbiodiniaceae. The record is from the annotation of a GenBank genome assembly.
AUGGCUGAGGCCAUGCAGUCAGUAGCACGGCCAGUGCCCUUAGGAGAAGUGUCCCUCAAGCCAGAAGGAGUGCCACGCAAUUGCCCAAGUGAUGGCAGUGAGUCCUUCCGCAGCUGCGAUAGCAGUCCCAGCAGCACCAGCUCUCCCAGCACUCCGGCAGAAGAGAGCGCUUCUGAGGAGCCUUCAGACAUUACUCAGACCAAGCCAGUGAUUUCAGAGCAGGAGUUGCAGGCAGUGCUUGCUGAGUUGGAUCGCACGUGGGGUGAUUGCUGCGGCCUCUACGUGCACGGCUCGACGAUCUUUGCCAACCAGCCACCUCACGACCUGGACUUGAUUGCCGUUGUUGAUCACGCAAAGCAGGAAGUGCCGCAGGAUUCACCAGACUCACAGUUCACCUUGGGGCGUUGUGAGGUGUCUGUGUAUGAGCGUAGGACUUUUCUUGAGAAGCUUGAAGCCAUGGACUUGACCAUGCUGACCUGCCUCUCAACCCCAAAGCGCUUUGUGCUGAAAGAGCUCCAAGACGCGAGACUUCGCGAUUUCAAGCUGGACCUGGCCGUGCUGGAAGAGUCUGUUGUUUCGUAUGCAGAAUACACAUGGAUGAAGGCGCAGCGUGUCUUGAAUGAAUGGAAGGACCCCUACAAGUCGAGCAAGAACGCGUACUUCGUAUUUCGAGUGCUGGAGUUUGGUUGUCAGCUUGCUGACCACGGUCGCAUUGUGAAUCUCAAGGCCGCCAACCACAAGUGGGACGUGAUCAGGCAGCUCUACCAGACCCUGAACAUCCAGCCAGGGGAGGAGGAUGUCAUCGAGGCCAUUCUCGGCCGCCACUUCAAAGCUGCUGUUGCAGACUUUCAGGGAAAGGUGGCGACAGCUCGUGGUCGCACCCCAGCCUCAGUCCCUCAGCCAGCCCAAAAUUGGGAGACUUGUGUCAUUUGCCUGGAACCUGUUCGUGGCUCCGCGUGUCAGAAGCGAUUAGAACUGGAGCAGCUCCUAACGACCCCAAGCGAUGCCAAUGUGGCAGAGACAUGGGUCCAGCUGGUGAACUGUCGGCAUUGCUUCCACACUGCCUGCAUUGCUGAUGCUGUCCGGGCCAGCCGGAAGGCUGAUCGCUCACUACGACACGCCGCAUGCUCUGUUUGCAGGGCCUCCGUGGUUGUUACGUUGAGCGAACAGCGCAGGAGGAAGCGGCGCAUGUCCUUUGCUGGCUACCCAGCCACGAUCCGGCAUCCAACCAGGAAUCGGGGCGCUGAUCGUGGCGCCGAUCGUGGCGCCGAUCGUGGUGCUGAUCGUGGCGCUGGUGGCCGUCGCUAUGAGGAUCGGCAAAACGAGGAUCGCCGCAACGAGGAUGAUCGUGAUGUGAAUCAUCGGGAUCGUCGCUAUGAGGAUGCUCGCCAUGAGGAUCGUCGCUACAGGGAUCGCAACCAAUGA